AACCGAAACUCGGCAACACAACAUGCCGAGCACAUACGUUAACACUGCUGUCACUGAGAUAAUCCGUCAAAAUAACCGAGAUUUCAGCUUUACUACUUGGAUUAGCCGAGGCUCGGUAUUCUAUCUGUCAUUCGCCAUUCUGUUAAUCUCGUGCUUAUGAAACGAACACCUUUCGGAGUGAUGUUGUGAUGUAAAAUAAAAAAAAUAAAAAAAAAGUGAAAAUGAGUCUCUCAGCGUGAAAAAACGAGAAUCAGUAGCGUGCGAUCGAGCACAGGUAUGGAGCGGGAUUGGGGCUAGGAAACUCCAUCAGCGCACGCAACCGGUGUUCUUCAGAGCGUCGCUCGGAGCAGUCCCUAUUCAAGGAUCAGAUGUGGAAGCUAAUCCGGUUGGUUCAACCUUUGCCAGACCGUUCAAACUUCCAGGAUUCAUUUCCGGUCACCUACACGAGAACCGUGCCUGUACCAGUGCCCGCUCCUUGUCCGGCUCAUUUUCCUGUACCGGUACCACAUCCAAACGCUGUACCCCAUCCGGCGGUUGAAUCGGCGCCUGUCCCAACACUUUCCAUCACAUCAAAAAACCCCAUUUGAUACGCAAAUAAAAUCACUAAAAUAAAAAUAAAAUGUUUUUAUAUUUAGCCGAAAUCUCGAUUUGCUCUAACCGAAAUUCUCGGUUAAACGUAAACGUCAAAACAAAAUGAAAUUAACCGAGAUGUCGGCAACAGAAAUUUAACCGAGAUCUUUGCCGAGAUCUCAGUUGUGCAGAUCUCGGCAAAAAUUAACCGAGAUUCGGCAAAAAUUUUUAAGAGUGUGUGAU
Messenger RNA from Anopheles coluzzii, 813 nucleotides. RefSeq lists its product as uncharacterized. Lineage: Eukaryota; Metazoa; Arthropoda; Insecta; Diptera; Culicidae. The record is from RefSeq and is a predicted model, not a curated record. The transcript is spliced from 2 exons. The coding region runs from base 369 to 587 and encodes 72 amino acids.